Molecule: messenger RNA, 1600 nt
Organism: Nicotiana attenuata
Lineage: Eukaryota; Viridiplantae; Streptophyta; Magnoliopsida; Solanales; Solanaceae
Product: putative E3 ubiquitin-protein ligase SINA-like 6
Exons: 2
Coding region: 38-1216 (392 amino acids)
Molecular function (GO): zinc ion binding
Source: RefSeq, a predicted model, not a curated record
AAGUCCAUUUGUUCGGAACUCGGAAGCAAGCUCUAUAAUGUAUCAGUGUUACUACACAAGAAGAAGAAGAAAACAAAGGUUUGAGCAAAUGGCAAAAUCUUCAUUGAGAAGAGAUGAAAAUGCUAACGAGGAAGGAAGCAGUUGGAGCACCAGACCUGUUCCCAAGAAACGGAGAACUUCGGCCGCCACUCUCUCCUGUAAGGAACGACAGCUAAGCCGUGAAAAUGAAGAAGGAGGAGAAGAUGGGAAUGAACAGGAGAAUGUUAUAGAGGAGGAAGCAGUGGAACCGGAACCAGAAAUUGAGGUGAGACAAGUAAGGAAAGGUGAUGAAGAGAAAACCCCAGACAAGUUCAUUUCCGCGGCAGUACCCGACCCAAAUCAUGAUAAGUUGGAGGGAGCAAGUGGAACCGCGGAUCAUGAUUUGGAUCAGGGCUCAAGAGGAAACAAGUCAACUUCUAUGACGUUAUCUGAUCCAGAUGUGUUGGAUUGCCCCAUUUGCGUCGAAAUUCUCAGCGUUCCUGUCUUUCAGUGUGAGAAUGGGCACAUAGCAUGUGCUCCUUGCUGCUUCAAGAUUGCUAAUAAGUGUCCAUUAUGUUGUUGUCCCAUUGGAUAUAUCCGUUGUCGUGUUAUUGAAAAGGUUCUAGACUCUGUGAAGGUCUCAUGUGUAUACGAGAUCUAUGGCUGCAAGGAGAUUCGGAGUUAUGGGAACAAAACUGCCCAUGAAAAUGCAUGCAUCUAUGCGCCUUGUGCAUGUCCUUACGAUGGCUGUGAUUUUGUGGACACUUCUACAAAGUUGUAUGCACAUUUUCAUGACAAACAUGGUUCUUCGGCAGAGCACAUCUUUUUCAACACUGUCCAUCCCAUUUAUAUUGAAAAAAAUCAAAGUUACCAAAUUCUUCAAGAGAAGACAGAAGGAAUUGUUUUUAUCAUUAAUCAUUCUACUCAAGACCAUCCUGGUAGUGCUGUCAACAUUAUCUGUGUUGGACCAGCUUUGCAGACUAGAAGGUUCCGUUACGAGCUUGUAGCAACAGAUGGGGAGAGCACUUUUAAACUAGGAUCCAUUGCAGAGAACGUCCCAAAAUGGUCAGAAAAUUUUCCUUUGAAAAAAUAUCUUCUGCUCCCAAGAGAUUUCGUUGAUUCCACUCUCUCUUUCGAAGAAAGAGAAGUCGCUCAGUUGAAGUUGGAGGUCUUCGUAGAGCGUGAAUACAUCUUCUGAGGUAGCACUGUUUAAGGAAGGAGUAAUAGAUAUUGAUGUACAUAUAUUAUGAUGAAGUCUUAUCUGGCUGAAGAACUUUUCGUUCGUCUUUUACUUUGUAGUUGGUCUGUUGAUGCAAGUUACUUUGUCGAUGCUGCUAUUUGGAGAUCUGCAUUAGCAGAUUGUCUAGCAAAUGCGAGCAUAUGGCUCAACUUUUUUGAUGCUAUCUAUCAUGAAUCUGCUCCACCUUUUGUGAUGAAGCAAUAUGUAAUAGACAAGAAGGGGAUGAAGUAUAGUAUUGUAGAGUAAUCCCAAACUCGUUGAUGUAUGAAUAACCAUUAUAUAAUAUCUCUUUUUGUGCAGGAAAAAAAAAAUCUGCAUUUGUGCUGUUAUUUUUACUUUGUC